AUGGUGGCGGCGUGGUUGCCUGGUAAUGAAGUUUUGGUUGAGUUGUACUUCACACUUGUUUUUUUUUUGGCUGCGCGAUGCUCCUUUUGCCCCGUCCCCUUUCACCUCUCUACUUCACUUUUGUGGGCUGCUGGCAAUGUCCUUGAGGUUGUCUUUGCGCGCGGAAAAAAAGAAAAGGAAACAAAAUCCGCUUCGCUUCUUUUUUUUUUGAUCUAUUUUUUUCUUUCUUUCUCUCUGUGUGUGUGUGUCUGUGCUGCCUCUUGUUUCUCUCGUUUGUGUUUUCAAAUUGGCGUUUCCCGGCCUCGAGGGUGUGCCCCUGCGCUGAUGGAGAAAGGGCCGUCUGCGGCAACACGGAAGUAG
Molecule: messenger RNA, 360 nt
Organism: Trypanosoma conorhini
Lineage: Eukaryota; Euglenozoa; Kinetoplastea; Trypanosomatida; Trypanosomatidae
Exons: 1
Coding region: 1-360 (119 amino acids)
Source: RefSeq, a predicted model, not a curated record